Messenger RNA from Lentinula edodes (shiitake mushroom), 4438 nucleotides. RefSeq names its product Sec63 Brl domain-containing protein. Gene Ontology annotation, molecular function: nucleic acid binding; ATP binding. NCBI's taxonomy places the organism in Eukaryota, Fungi, Basidiomycota, Agaricomycetes, Agaricales, Omphalotaceae. The record is from RefSeq and is a predicted model, not a curated record. The transcript is spliced from 36 exons. Bases 11 to 4438 code for a protein of 1475 amino acids.
CUAUCGCGUCAUGGACUAUGAGCUUGAACCAUACUACGAAGACGAAGUCGGACAUCAGUUUGAAGAUACGUAUGGGGAUGAUACGGAUCAACCUCACCAGCCUGCCAUGCAAAACUACAUCAUCGACGGAAUAUCAGACGACGGUGACUUAACAGACGAAUUUAUGAACUCUUCUCCUUCGCCGCAAGAGAAAUUCAGCUCUGCUAGACAACGAUAUCCCCAACAGUAUCAGUCAUACAACCCAAAUCAAUCUUAUACGGAUCAGUCUAGAAUUUCGUACCAACUCAACCCUCCCAUCUACAACCCGUCAAGUAGAACAUUUCGUGCCCAACUCGCAGCUCGAGCAACACCGCAGACCUACAAUCAAAAUCAAGGUCUCGUCUGUCUGGGGAAUGCCCUUCUUCUUCUUACUUACUUGCCGAUUAUAGCUCCAGUUCAUCCUCCGUUUGGAUCGCAAAGAACUCCAUACCCUAUACACACCACCCAAGCUCAGUACAUGCAGUCUCAUACUCCAGGGCCCUCACAUUGUGAAAAUACCAUGAUUCAUAAUCCAGAACAAGCAGUUCAGUCUCAAGGUUAUCAACCGCGGAACUCUCAGAAGCUUUCUUUGCGUCCCGUCUCGGAUCUUCCGGAUAUGUACCGAGGCCUAUUCAAGUUUGGCGUGUUUAAUGCCGUGCAGUCUUCUUGUUUUGACGGAGUGUUCCAUACCAAAGAGAACAUGGUUAUCAGCGCGCCUACUGGAAGUGGAAAGACUGUCUUAUUCGAAUUAUCCAUUAUCAAAAUGUUGUCCGAAGCUCGAGAAACCGGACAAUCAGUAAAAAGUAUUUAUGUAGCUCCAACCAAGGCACUCUGUUCAGAAAGAUACAGAGAUUGGGCGAACAAAUUCGAACCGCUAGGGAUCAAAUGCUGCGAGCUCACCGGCGACACUAUCCACUUUGGGAAGAGUGCGUGGGGUGAUGCAAAAAAUGCUACUAUAAUUAUUACCACGGGGGAAAAGUGGGACAGUCUGACCAGGAACUGGGAUGAUCAUCAUCAUCAACUAUCGCAAAUUCAACUUUUUUUGGUCGAUGAGGUACACAUUCUCAACGAAACCCGGGGAAGUACACUCGAAGUCGUAGUAUCACGGAUGAAGUUAAGAGGCACAGCGGUUCGAUUUGUCCUCGUUUCCGCAACUGUACCCAACAUCAAAGACAUUGCAAGUUGGAUCGGCAAAGAUGCUCAGCAUGGCUCCGCUCAAGUAUAUGAGAUUUUAGUUUGGAGAAGAUUAUCGGCCGUGCAAGUUGAUUCGCCACGUCGUGAGCUUUCCUCGAUCCAAAGGCCAAAGCGACUUCGUAUUUUCAAAGAAUCUGGAUUACAAAUUGUUCCAAACCCUGCAAACAUAUUCGGUGUAUUCUCUACAGCAGAGCAGCUAUCGAAAGAUCACAAUGAGGCCGCAGCCAAGAAACAGUCGCUGCCAUGGACGCGUCCUGGACGUGUUGACCGGAUUUUUGACGACAAACGUUUAUCAGAGUUUGCUUCUUUGGGCAUCGGUGUUCAUCAUGCGGGAUUGACCCCAAACGACAGGCGCACAAUCGAAGAGCUUUUCUUGAACAAGAUCCUUCGUAUUGUUAUUGCGACUACUACGCUCGCCGUUGGAGUAAACUUGCCUGCACACACAGUUAUCAUCAAAGGCGUUCAUACAUUCCAGAACAGCUCUUCUGUUGAAUACUCUGAUCUUGAUGUCAUGCAGAUGCUGGGUCGUGCGGGACGACCUCAGUUUGACAAGGACGGAAUAGCUAUCAUUAUGUGUGAAUCAGAACUCGAAAACAAGUAUCGGGCUCUAGUUCAAGGCAAGACCAUUGUCGAGAGCUCGCUUCACCUGAAUCUAUCCGAGCAUCUCAACUCUGAGAUUGGGUUGGGGACGAUUACCAAUGUAAACUCUGCGAAAGAAUGGCUCAAGAGCUCGUUCCUGUUUCAGCGCAUCCAAAAGAAUCCGAAUCAUUAUUCAUUGGGAAAAGAUGAAAAUCAGACAUGGGAAGAGAGGGUUGACGAUAUUGUCAUGCAGAGCGUAGAGAGUCUCCGCAACUCUGAACUCGUGAGCAGAGAAGAUGGGAGCGACGCUAUUAUAUGCACAGAGUACGGGGAUAUUAUGAGCAAGUUCUACCUGCGUCAAAGGACUAUGGGUUUGAUUCUGGAUCUAUCGGAACGAGCCAGUAUGCGCGAAGUCCUUGAUGUUAUCGCAAAUGCGGACGAAUUCAGUGAAACGAGACUACGGGCUUCAGAGAAAUCGAUCUACAACAAAUUACGUCGACACAACGAUAUGCGAUAUGAAGUCAAGAAGGUAGAAAGAACGUCGGACAAGAUAUUGCUUUUGAUUCAGGCAAUUCUUGGAGGGAUAUCACUAAACGCACCUGAAUAUCGUUCGAACGAUAGCCAACCUCAAUUUGAGGCUUAUAGUGUAUUCAAGCAUCUUCCAAGGAUUGCUAGAGCUAUCGUUGAAGUUGCGAUAGUCCGAAGAUUUGGAGCUCCACUGAAGUACGGUCUAGAAUUAGUUCGCUGUUCUAUAGCAAAAGCUUGGGAGGAUAGACCUGUCGUACUGAGGCAAAUUGAGUCUAUCGGGGAAAAAUCGUUGAAGGCAAGCGGCCAUACGUCUUCAGCGCGUCAGCAGGAUACCCUGCGGCUGGAAACGCUACUCAAUCGGAGACCUCCAUUUGGUCUGGAAAUGCUCGCAUCAGCACAGGAAUUCCCUGUAUAUACCCUGAGAGUGGAAGAAAUACGGGUCCACUCUGACGGAGGUCGAACUCCGGUAGACAUAGAGUUGUCCGUUGAGUGCGGCCUUUUGCAGGAAAUUGGACCGUCGAAAUCGAAAAAGCAGAAGCCCAGUCGCUUCAGCCAUAUGACAUCGGUCUUAACCCUCACAUCGGAUAACCAGUUUGUUGAUUUUCGCCGUAUACCGACGAAAGCGCUCAAAGAAGCGAAAACCUUUGAAAUCUGCGCCACGUUGGAGAAACCGAGCCAAACUGUGAUCGUCUCCGUGUCUUCGGAAUCGUAUGCCGGUGUUACUGUAGCGAAAAUUCACAAGCCAAAUCUUCCACCUUCAGAGUAUCCAACGUUGAACACAAAGCCCAUGACAGCAUUGGAGCUUGAGCUUCGAGGUCUGGAACAAUGCGAUGGUCUGUUUGAUGAGAUGUUCGACCAACAUGGAGAUGAAAUCGUGAAAGAAGAAAAUCUUGAACCUGUCGAGUUUAAAGACAUUCGAAAGUCGACCCAAAAGCUCCUACCAGAGACUAACCAAAGAGACCAAGCUUCCAACGCAGAAGCUCGUACACCGAAAAAACUUCCCAAUGGACUAUACGAAUGUAACCACCCUUGCAAGGACAAACAAGCCUGUCGACAUCUUUGCUGCCGAGAGGGACUCCGAGUUCCUCCAAAAUCCAAGACUGGAGCCGUCGCUAAAACUACUGUCAAACCGAACGUCGUCAAUGAUCCUCAAAAUCAGACUAAAUCGAAAGGCUUUCAGUCUGAUUUCAAACGAACGCCAUCCAAACCCAAACCCAAACCGCGCGUGAAAACUGAUCAGACCCUCGACGAUCUCGACAAAUUGCACAAGAGUACCAAUGUUCAGCAGAACCUCAAACUGUCUCAAGGUCAUCGCAUCAAGUUGGAUCCUAGCCCAAGUGGUCCGUCGAUCAAGCGCAAAAAUAGGCCUGUUCCGAACUUCGACAUUGAGUUUGCGAGUAUCGCCACUGUCGAUACCGACAUACUGGACUUGCCUGCGAGUCUUGACGAUGAUGACGACCUGCCUGCGCCUCACGAAAUCUUGGCUUCUUCAAAGAACAAAAAACGAAAUUACUCAUCUGAAGACAACUAUUCCAACUCUGAACUAGAUGCUCUUAUCCGCGAUAUCCCCUCUGACGAUAUAGUUCAAGACGCGCCAAAAACUGUAGCCAGAGUGGUGGCUGAAAACAAAGAGCCAACGAAGAAGAAAUUCAAGCUGGAUACCUUCCCGGAGCACAAGGUGCUUUCGUCUGACCGGAAGCCUCUUUUCCUCGCAGACAACGAAGGAUCGGUUUUGGACGACGACGAAGAGAUUGAAUUUGUCGAAGAGCCUACCCCCGGUCAUGACUACGAUGACUUCAUGCUCGACUCGCAAUACUAUAACGCCAUUCCCGCUACGCCUGACCUUACGACGUCAAUGCGCUCUUUCGAAGACGAGGAGGACGAGCUAGACACAGAAUUAAUUUCCCACGACAAUUUUCCCGAUCCACCAUCCUCUUUCACUAGUCGUAAACCUGUCAACAGUGUUCAAGAGAUCGAGAGGACAACUAACUUUCCAGAAAGCUUUCGACCAAAGCAACAAGGUCAGAAUCAGCAGUUGAAUGAAGAAGAAAAAUUGCAGCAGGAGUAUGAAGAUGAAUUUGCCAUUUUGGAAGCUUGGAUUGAUGAACAUAUGGAAUGA